AUGAAGUUCGUGGUAGGAACAAAGGUGGAAUUUCCCCAAACCUCCUCAACUUGGAUAUUGUCUCAGGAGCUCGACCACAAGAUACCAUUCUUCGCGUCACUACCAGAACUCGAUGUGGUGGAGGAUUUCAAGGAGAAGCGAUUCGUGUUUCGCUGCUAUAGGGACGAUUCAGCUGCAAAGGAGAGGGCGGUAAUCAAAAUCGUGAUGCUGUACCCUAACCCUAAACCUAGUGAACCCUCUGGGAAGUUUGAAGAGGUACGGAGUUACAUGGGCGACGUCAUCAAAAUGGAGAUCGCAGCACUGGAUGGGCUCCGUAAAAACAAGUGCAAAUCGGCUCCGCAUCUGAUAGACCGGAAUGAGUUAGGAGAGGAUAAUUGGCAUACCUGGUUUAUCCUAAUGACCGAGUGUCCAGGCCAACCUCUGGGGGCGCAAAAAGGCGCUGAGGAUCCAGUUGAUCCCUUCUGGGAUAACAUGACCCGGGAGGAACGUGACAAUAUCAGAAAAGCCUUUAAAGAAGCUUAUCUUGACUGCGUCAAUUGUGGAUGGGGGCAAACCGACCCUGGCAGGCAGAACCUCCUCUGGGACAGUGAUCAGAACAAAUGUUAUCUCGUGGACUGGGAUUCAGCAACCGAUCUCUCUAAGGCCGGAAUCAAUAUACAGUGGACAGAUGCCGAAUACUUUAGCUGGAAGUUGGCCGGAGGCCGUCAUGGAAACAACCCAGAGGAGUGGUAG
Messenger RNA from Rasamsonia emersonii CBS 393.64, 732 nucleotides. RefSeq lists its product as uncharacterized. The record is from RefSeq and is a predicted model, not a curated record. Bases 1 to 732 code for a protein of 243 amino acids. The transcript has 4 exons. Lineage: Eukaryota; Fungi; Ascomycota; Eurotiomycetes; Eurotiales; Trichocomaceae.